GAAAAGUGACAUUUACCUGACAAAUGAGAAGUUCUGAUUGUUUUGAAGUCUCAAAAAAGAAGAAUUUUGUGGGAAAAUAUUCUUGAUUCUGGUAUUUACGAUAACUUUAUUCUGUUCAACAUGGCUAUGGCUUUGCCGAUGGAGUCUAACCCUGAAACUAUGAAUAAGUACUUGAUGAAACUGGGAGUGUCUGACAAGUGGCGCAUGGUGGAUGUGAUAGGACUGGAAGGUGAGGCCCUCACCUGGGUGCCGCAGCCGGUUCUUGCAGUCAUAUUGCUCUUCCCUCUCUCCGACUCCUACGAACAACAUCGGCAAGAAGAAGAAAAGAGUUUGCUGAAAAAGGGGGAACAACCUCCUAAGGAUGUGUUUCAUUUGCGUCAAGUGCUCAGCAACGUGUGCGGUACUAUCGCUCUGGUUCACAGCGUGGCGAACAACACCCCUACCAUAGAUCUGCAGGACGGCCUCUUGAAGAAAUACUUGAGAGACGCUGAAGGCCUCGAUGCCGCCGCUAGGGGAGCCCUACUGGAGAACUCCACAGCCAUUCUAGACGCUUAUAAGGAAAUCAUGCUAAUUGGCAACGCAGAAGGUAAUGAAGCUAAUGAUGUCGUGAAUAAUCACUUCGUCACGUUUGUCCACAAGGAUGGGAGGCUAUUCGAGCUCGACGGCCGCAAGGCCCUGCCUAUCGACCACGGGGAGACCACUCAAGAGACUCUUCUGGAGGACGCGGCUAAGGUCUGCCGCCAGUUCGUUGAGCGGGAACCAGAUAACAUCGGCUUCACAGUCGUAGCUCUGGUACCAAACCACUAAGUUUCCAUUUAUUCAACUUAUUAAGUACUUAUGUCGUGUUAAAAUAAAUUUCUUCAAAUUGA
Messenger RNA from Plodia interpunctella (Indianmeal moth), 869 nucleotides. Its product is annotated as ubiquitin carboxyl-terminal hydrolase-like. Gene Ontology annotation, biological process: ubiquitin-dependent protein catabolic process; protein deubiquitination. The record is from RefSeq and is a predicted model, not a curated record. The coding region runs from base 121 to 807 and encodes 228 amino acids. Lineage: Eukaryota; Metazoa; Arthropoda; Insecta; Lepidoptera; Pyralidae. The transcript has a single exon. Gene Ontology annotation, cellular component: cytoplasm. Gene Ontology annotation, molecular function: cysteine-type deubiquitinase activity.